Messenger RNA from Racocetra persica, 306 nucleotides. The record is from the annotation of a GenBank genome assembly. Lineage: Eukaryota; Fungi; Glomeromycota; Glomeromycetes; Diversisporales; Gigasporaceae.
UCAAUUGGAUAUCUCAAACUUUCAGAGUAUGAAUGUCACAUAAACGAUCUGCUUUUCAAUGAUUCGUAUAUUAAACUUAAACAUACUAAAGCCUGUGUUAUUAUUUAUCCAGAUUCAAAUUGGGAUACACUGUUUAUGUUUGAUAAUCAUGGUGCAUUUGCUGAUGAUGCUUUAUUGGUCUCACAGAUGAAUAUGGGUAAUGGUACUAAAAUGUCACUUCUUCAUAAUAGCAUUAAGCCAGAUGGUUCUCCACACAUAAUGAUAUAUAUAGAUGACAAAGGUGUGGUAAGACCUAAAGGAAUUUGA